Daucus carota subsp. sativus is the source of this 864-nucleotide messenger RNA. Its product is annotated as F-box protein FBW2. The record is from RefSeq and is a predicted model, not a curated record. Lineage: Eukaryota; Viridiplantae; Streptophyta; Magnoliopsida; Apiales; Apiaceae. Bases 1 to 864 code for a protein of 287 amino acids. Gene Ontology annotation, molecular function: protein binding. The transcript has 3 exons.
AUGGAAGAAAGAAAAUGGGAAGAUAUGAACGUAGAUUGUUUGGUAAACAUUUUUGGGAGGCUGGAACUACAAACAAGGCUUCAAGCUGUUCCGCUUGUAUGCAAAACAUGGUACAAGGCACUUCUCAAUCCCUCAUGUUGGGAACACCUUAUUUUUCCUCAAAUGAUCCCUAGGCUGACUUCGCAGACUGAACUGAUGAAAUUUGUUGUGAAUCGAAGCCAAAGACGUGCCACAAUUCUUGUACUACCGUAUUCUUGUAAUAGAGAAGAGCUCCUAUAUGUUUCUGAGGAAUGUUGGUGCUGUCACCACGUCAUCCCAAGCCUCAUCAUAAAAUGGAAGAAUUUGGAAGCCUUAAAGCUGGGAAAUCCAAUUUUUAUUAAUGAUAUUCUUGAGCCUAUUCCCAUUGCUUUACUGGAUUUGAGAAACUGCUCGGUAGGUGGCGAAGCAGCAGCAGCCAUUGUGUCACAUUUUCCGAAACUCAAGCGUUUGAUCAUGAACGAGUCCAUAGUUAACAAGGAAGAUCUUUUACUAAUCAUGCAGGGCUGCAAACAACUUGACCAUCUCCAUGUCCGAAACUGCAGUGGGUUUGACGAGGGUGAUGAAGAUAUCCUCAGGCUUUCUUCUGGUAUCAAACAUUUUAUGAGUGAUGGUUCCAAAGAAAUGAGUGGGACCAGGACUCCAGGAGGGUUGGCUCUGAGAUUGCCUCGUUUGAAGUUGUUGGCGCUGUCACCACGUGUAUGCGCUGAGCACAGAGACAUUAUCCCAAGCCUCCUCAUAAAAUGGAAGAAUUUGGAAGGCUUAAAGCUGGGAGAUUUAACAUUUGUUGAUCAAAUUCUUGAGCCUAUUCCCAUCCAUUUGCCUUAA